UCAGUCGGUUUGAUGUCUGACACUGCGUUUAUACUUUAUUAACUUGACUUAAAAACGUUAAAAGACACACGAUAAAAUAGUCUAUGUAAAUGCAGUUUAUUAACGUUUAGUGUUCUUGACGGUGUUGUUCAUUUUAUCCCGAGCUUCGCGUGUUCAGCACUGAGCUGAGUAGUUUUGACAUGACGAGUUUUGACGUUAUCUGUGAGAGGAUUCACGCUGGCCACGCUCCGCGGUGGUGCGCACGGUGGGAGCGCGCCACCGCCUGUGUCGCGUGCGUCGUAGAGAUGAUAGACAGGCCAGAUGUGUCGGCUGUGCGCAAGCGCGCGGCGCUGGUGUGCGUGACGCGAGCGGAGGCGGUUCGCGAGCUGCUGUACUGUGAGGAAACCCGAGGAGUAAACUUCACAUGCUCACUACUACGGAUGUUGUCUUGUUGUGUGGAGUUAACUCUGUUGGAUCAGGCAGUCGAGGUACUGCUGCAGAUGACUUUAGACAGACCACAGUUUCUACACUUCAUCCUGGAUAACAUACACUCACAGUUGAGUGAUGGCGGCCGUCUGAAUGUUUUCAUGUUUUUGGGGAAACUGAUGGACUGUCAUCCAGCUCUGAGUCAGACACUCACCUCCAGCCACUUGUGUGUGCUAGAGUGUGUGUGUGCAGGUCUGCUGGUCUCUGAUGAGGAAGUGAAGGUCGCUGUGUGUUACGUGUUGUUCAGAAUCUGGAGCUCUGCGUCUGCAGUUCACAAGCUGCCCAACACACUCCGUGACAAAAUGUGUGUGUUACUGCUACACACACUGUCAAACACACAAACAACCGCCCUCACCAUCAACUGCCUGGGUGUGUUGAAGCAGAUGUUGCAGUACUCUGAUGUGGUUUGUGUGUUGAUGAGUGAGGGAGAAUGUGAUGAAGAACAGCUGCUGGACCAACAACCACUGCCUCUCAUUAUAAAAAAGCUGUUGUUGAGCGCUCAGGACUCUGUGCAGUUGGUGUCGAUUCGCUGUGUGUGUGCGGUUCUGAUUGACUCUCCAGCUCGCUUCAGUUCCUCCUUCAUUCAGGCAGAUUUACCUGAGUUUCUGUUUGAGCGUGUGUGUAGCAGCAGUGAGAUGAUGAUGUGGUGGAUCUUCAGAUGUCUGUUGCUCAUGUCUGAGGAUCCUCUGUUCUUCUCACAGUGUCACUCUGUGUACGGGAUUGAGUCAUUAGUGCGCAGCCUGAAAGAGACUUUGGGGAAAGCCAACACUGAGGUGCAGAAACAAGGACUUGAGCUCCUCACAGCCAUACUGGACAGGCAGCCUGCAGGUGUGUGUCUGUUCCCCACAGGAUCUGAGUUUUCUGCUGUUGCUGAUGUCAUCAUUAAGGGCGUGGCCUCCUCCUGUCUGCAGGUGUCUAUACAUGCGAUGCGAGCCGCUGCUUUUCUCCUCAGGCCUCAUCAUCAGUGCAGGCCGGUUCAGUGGUCAGAGGUCAGGAGAGUUGUGCAGGCGGUGUUGUGUAAGUGCAGUGAUCAUCCGUCAGAGAGAGCUGAAGGGUUUUUACUGCACACGCUCGCAUGCUUUGAUGCAGCCUGCCGGCUGGCUGAAGUGUAUGUGUGUGAGUGUAGUAUGAAUGACAGUGUGUGUUCAGCUUCACAACAGCAGGACACACUGGACACUCUGUGUGUGUAUCUGCUGCACUGCUGUGAUUCAACCUUCAUCCCUACUGUCACUAGAGUGUGUGAGCGUCUCUCUUCUCCGCAGCUUCUGCGGGUCUUUCUGUCGAUUCUGUGCCGUCAGUUUUCUUUGUGUCCCGAUCACAUGACUUCCUUCUCCAGGAAACUCGUGUCCUCUGGUUUCAUCAGACUGACUCUAGAGAACAAAGCUCAGCUGUGUUCAGAAAACAGAAAAGCUUCUCUGAAUCUCAUCUGCUGUGAGUUCCUCAUCAAACUCUGCAUGUGUGUGUUUGCACACUUACACAAUGUCACCACUGAACUACAAGAUCAUGUGGAGUGUGUCCUGCAGGAGUGUUUGUCGUCUCUGUGUUGCUCAGUGUCUGAUUGGUGUUGUGUGUUGUUGGAUUCAUCAGAGUCCAUCAGAAACACACAAUACUGCAUCAUUUACCUGCUGUACGCAUCACUGCUGCAUGGACACAGGCUGUUGUGUGACGCUGCAGUGUUCUCCAGUGUGCUUCAGUUCAUCAGUGUUCAGGAUGUCAGUGAUGUGUCUGUACCUUCACCCGUGCAGUGUUGUGUAGUUUAUCUUCUGUCUGUCACACAUCACAGCUGCCCUCAUGUGGACACGUCUGCUGUGAAGAGCAUCAGUAAAGCUCUGUCCUGCUCUCCUCUUCUCUUCUCUUUCUCUUCUGUUCAUCCCUCUAUCCUGAGCUUCAUCUUCUGUUACCCGGAGCUGUCGGAGCGAUUGGGAGUGAGGGUUCUCACCGGAUGUCUCAGUGCUGGAUCAGAAGCAGAGGAUCUGCUGCAGCUGCUGCGUGAUCGUCCUGCCGCUCUGCUCUCGAUGCUGGUGGUGUUGUGUGAGGCUGACGCUGCAGUGGCACACAGAGCUGAAGUUGUGUUGAGGUGUCUGGUGUGGUCAUCUGACCGCAGCAGUAGUUGUGAUGUGUCUCAUCAGAUGAAGUCUGCUCUGCUGAAUCUCCUGCAGAAACUCACACACACAGAUUUCAGAGUGUGUGUGCUGCUGGAUGUGCUUUCUGUGCUUCAGAGUAACACCACCGCACAAAGUGAAAUGAAUCACACAGACUUUAAACUGCUUUACCACGUCUGUAAUCUGGUUGUGAAGGUGAACUCCAGUGACUCAGAGCUGCUGUUGUCUGUGUUAAACUGCCUUUAUUGUUUCCUGAGUGUGUGUCCGUCACACUGCACUGACAGAGUGGUGUCUCUGCUGCUGGGUAACAUCAGACUGAUGGAGGUGUUGGAGAAUGUUUUCUCUCACUCUUCAUCAUCAUCAUCAUCUCUGCAGUGCUGUUCACUCCUUCUGCUCGCCACACUCAUCUCCCUACAACACACACUCUCUGCACAGGUUUACAGGAACAUUACAGUAGAUCUUCAUAAGAUAGUGAGACGACUUGCCUUCAGAAAAAGACACACAGACAGCCUGCUGUUGAUGUGUAGUAUGAGGUUGUUGCAGGUGUGGCUGGAUGUAGAUGAGUGUUCUCUGGUGUGUGUGUGUCAGAGCGCAGCGCCCGUGCGGUCAGUAGAUGGCGCUCUCUAUCCGCUCUGUUACAGCGGAGCACAGGCGCUCAUGACAGCUCUGUGUGGACUCAUGCUGCAGAAACAGGAUGUGAUGAUGAGCAGCACUGUGAAGUGUUUGACAUCUUUGAUUGGAUUUCUGCACAGAAGAGACGCUGUCAUAGCCCAACACAUGGUCUGUCAGCCAUGGACACGUUUUCUGCUUUUCUCUUUACUGUCCUGUGGAGGAAUUAUCACACUACACCCGGCUGUACUGACCCUCAUCACACUGCUGGUGUGUGUUGGUGGAGGCUUCUCAGAGUGGAAGACAGAAGUUCAGUCAGUGUGUAAGGAGGUGGAGACACGAGGAGUGACACAAAUCAAAGACAACAGCAUAAACACACUGAGACUGCUGCUUACACGAUGUUGUGCUCUUGCUCCUCCUGAUGAUCUGAAGACUAGGAUGGAGAACUUACUGGAGUCACUUCAACAUCAGCAGCAGUCCUGUGAUAGCCCACCACCUCAACACAUGCUUUGUGUUGAUGGAGUUUGUGUUCUUCUGUCGGAUUUCACAGUCAACACUCAGAUCGUGUGAAUCACACACAACAAACACGUCUGACUCCUCAAGUGUUCUCUGACUGCUUACACUAGUGUUAUUAACUUAUACUGUAACUUUACGAAUAUUAAUAAUUUC
This is a messenger RNA of Triplophysa rosa, 3845 nucleotides long. RefSeq names its product meiosis inhibitor protein 1-like. The transcript is spliced from 31 exons. The coding region runs from base 180 to 3746 and encodes 1188 amino acids. The record is from RefSeq and is a predicted model, not a curated record. NCBI's taxonomy places the organism in Eukaryota, Metazoa, Chordata, Actinopteri, Cypriniformes, Nemacheilidae. Gene Ontology annotation, biological process: meiosis I.